Messenger RNA from Lotus japonicus, 435 nucleotides. RefSeq lists its product as uncharacterized. The transcript has a single exon. The record is from RefSeq and is a predicted model, not a curated record. Lineage: Eukaryota; Viridiplantae; Streptophyta; Magnoliopsida; Fabales; Fabaceae. The coding region runs from base 1 to 435 and encodes 144 amino acids.
AUGGUUUUUGAAAUGACCGAUCUUGGUCUAAUGUCAUACUUCCUUGGAAUGGAGAUCAAGCAAAGUAAAGAUCAAGUUUUCAUUUGCCAGAAGAAGUAUGCAAAGGAGAUUCUCAAGAAGUUCAAAAUGGAAGAUUGCAAGGAGAUGAAUACUACCAUGAACCAAAAAGAAAAGCUAAGCAAAGAUGAUGGAACUGCAAAAGUUGAUGAAACAUACUACAGAAGUCUCAUUGGUUGUUUGAUGUAUCUUACAGCAACAAGGCCAGACAUAUUGUAUGUUGUAAGUUUUCUUUCAAGGUUUAUGCAUUGUGCUAGUGAAAUGCAUCUAGUGGCAGCAAAAAGAGUUGUGCGAUACAUCAAAGGAACUGUUACCUAUGGAGUUAAAUUUCAGAAGAUGCCUAAUAUGAAGCUGUAUGGGUAUUCUGAUAGUGAUUAG